This is a messenger RNA of Oncorhynchus tshawytscha (Chinook salmon), 3764 nucleotides long. RefSeq lists its product as uncharacterized. The record is from RefSeq and is a predicted model, not a curated record. Gene Ontology annotation, cellular component: extracellular region. Lineage: Eukaryota; Metazoa; Chordata; Actinopteri; Salmoniformes; Salmonidae.
CUAGGAAGACAUUUAGGGGCGUGAACAUAUUUCCUGCACUUGAUAUUUUGUUGUUGAGAAACUUCAGCGCGUUCAGGAGUCGGCUACAUUGUCAAGGAGCGCUGACACCUGUAAAGUCACUGAAAUAGAGAUGCAGAGGUAUCUGGUGCUUUGUAUGGCCCUGCUGGCCCAGGUCUCUGCUGAUGACUGCCCAGGUGGAGAGGUGUGUGAGGAGGGCAACACCUGCUGCAAGGGCCCCUCCGAUGGCUAUGAAUGUUGCCCAAUGUAUCAGGCUGAGUGCUGUGAGGAUCAUAUCCACUGCUGCCCUGAGGGAACACUCUGCGUUGUGAAUGAGUCCAUGUGUGUGAAUGGAACUGUCUCCCUACCAUGGGUGGAGAGAGUCUCUGCUAAACAGUCCAUAUAUCCUAAAUCUUUCAGAAUGAUCAGUGCAUAUGCCGGGGAUGAGGAUGAUAACAUCUGCCCUGACAAGUCCCACUGCCCUGAAGAGUUCUCCUGUCUGAAGGCCACUACAGGCUAUGGUUGCUGUCCUGUUGCUCAUGCUGUGCCUUGCUCUGAUGGGAAACAUUGCUGUCCUGAAGGCCACCAGUGCAGCACAGACUGCAGCUCCUGCAUCAAACAGACAGAGCCUGUUGUUGCAGUGAUGUGCAGUGACAGAGAAUCUGAGUGCCCAGUGGGAACCACAUGCUGUGAGACUCCAGAUGGGAGUUGGGGGUGCUGCCCCAUGUCCAAGGCCGUGUGCUGUGAGGAUAAGAUUCACUGUUGUCCUGAGGGCAGCACCUGUGACAUCAAGCAAUCCAAGUGUAUUUCCACUACCAACAAGGAAAUGCCCAUGUGGGCUAAGUUCAGUGCCCGCAAGAGGGCAGAGUGGGAAAACCAGAAUGAAUUUGCCCAAGUGACGACACCUAUUCCAGUCACUACCACCUCAGCCAAUAGGAGUCCUGCUUCUCUUUGGGAGGGUACUUCUCCACCCUUCAUUAGGACAGGAGACGUUCCCUGUGAUGAGUCAACGGCCUGUUUGGAUGGAACCACAUGUUGUAAAACACAGGAAGGAGGAUGGGCAUGCUGUCCUCUGCCACAGGCAGUUUGCUGCAGUGACUUCAUCCACUGCUGCCCACAUGGUAAGAAGUGCAACCAGGCUGCCCAGACGUGUGACGACCCCUCAGGCUCCCCCUCUGAGCCCUGGCUGAAGAAGGUUCCUGCCGUGCCUCUGGAGGGUAAAUUGCCAGGAGAUGUUACCUGUGACCCCACCCAUGUGUGUCCCGACAACACCACCUGCUGCAAGACAGCGUCAGGAGGCUGGGCCUGCUGCCCCUUGCCUGAGGCUGUUUGCUGUGAGGACCAUGAGCACUGCUGUCCCCAUGGCACGACCUGUGACCUGGCUGGCCUCACCUGUGAUGGUCCUUCAGGGUCGGAGCCCAUAGUGGGGAAGGUGCCAGCUCUCACAACCCUGGCAUCUGAUCAUGAAGAGGCAGCCACAGACCAGCAAGGGGUGCAGGUGGAUGACAUGGAGCUGCCUACAGAGGAUGACAAAGACGUUCCCUGUGAUGAGACAACGGCCUGUUUGGAUGGAACCACAUGUUGUAAAACACAGGAAGGAGGAUGGGCAUGCUGUCCUCUGCCACAGGCAGUUUGCUGCAGUGACUUCGUCCACUGCUGCCCACAUGGUAAGAAGUGCAACCUGGCUGCCCAGACGUGUGACGACCCCUCAGGCCCCUCUGAACCCUGGCUGAAGAAGGUUCCUGCCGUGCCUCUGGAGGGUAAAUUGCCAGGAGAUGUUACCUGUGACCCCACCCAUGUGUGUCCCGACAACACCACCUGCUGCAAGACAGCGUCAGGAGGCUGGGCCUGCUGCCCCUUGCCUGAGGCUGUUUGCUGUGAGGACCAUGAGCACUGCUGUCCCCAUGGCACGACCUGUGACCUGGCUGGCCUCACCUGUGAUGGUCCUUCAGGGUCGGAGCCCAUAGUGGGGAAGGUGCCAGCUCUCACAACCCUGGCAUCUGAUCAUGAAGAGGCAGCCACAGACCAGCAAGGGGUGCAGGUGGAUGACAUGGAGCUGCCUACAGAGGAUGACAAAGACGUUCCCUGUGAUGAGACAACGGCCUGUUUGGAUGGAACCACAUGUUGUAAAACACAGGAAGGAGGAUGGGCAUGCUGUCCUCUGCCACAGGCAGUUUGCUGCAGUGACUUCGUCCACUGCUGCCCACAUGGUAAGAAGUGCAACCUGGCUGCCCAGACGUGUGACGACCCCUCAGGCUCCCCCUCUGAACCCUGGCUGAAGAAGGUUCCUGCCGUGCCUCUGGAGGGUAAAUUGCCAGGAGAUGUUACCUGUGACCCCACCCAUGUGUGUCCCGACAACACCACCUGCUGCAAGACAGCGUCAGGAGGCUGGGCCUGCUGCCCCUUGCCUGAGGCUGUUUGCUGUGAGGACCAUGAGCACUGUUGCCCCCAUGGCAGCACCUGUGACCUGGCUACCCUCACCUGUGAUGGUCCCUCAGGGCCAGAGCCCAUGGUGGUGAAGGUGCCCGCCCUCACAACCCAGGCACCUGAUCAUGAGGAGGCACCCGCAGACCACCAGGGGGUGCAGAUGGACGACAUGGAGCUGCCUACAGAGGAUGAUGACAGUGACGAAGACGAGGAGUUGCACAGGACACAGUGUGACGCCCACACCAGCUGCCCAAAGGCCGCCACCUGCUGCUUUAUGAAGUCCACCCAGAAAUGGGGCUGCUGCCCACUGCCACAGGCAGUGUGCUGUGCUGAUGGAGAGCACUGCUGUCCCAAAGACUACAUAUGUGAUAUGAGCAAGACUUCCUGCUCUAAGGGUGGCGUGGUGAUCCCAUGGUACAACAAGCUGGCAGCUGAGCCAGAUGACAGUGCCCUCACUGCCCCCCUCUCUGUGAAGUGUGACACCCAGAACAGAUGCCCUGAAGGCUCCAGCUGCUGCCAACUUUCCACAGGACAGUGGGGCUGCUGCCCCCUGCGCAAGGCUGUGUGCUGUGCAGAUGAGGAGCACUGCUGUCCACAGGGCUACAGCUGUAACAUGGGCUCAGGGACUUGCCAAAAGCUCAUGUUUCUUCAGUUCCAGACGGUACCCCUAACUCGGGUGUCUGCGCCUGAGCCCCCGACCCCACAGGAGAAGGAAAUCCACUGUGGGGGGCCGUUUGUCUGCAAUAAUGAGGAGACAUGCUGCAAGGUCUCCGCCACUACAUGGGCCUGCUGUCCCGUUCCAAAUGCGGUGUGCUGCAGUGACAUGAAGCACUGCUGCACUACAGGCUACACCUGUGGUGAGGGAGGGUCCUGCACCCAGUCCACUGGCUUCAAAUGGGACCACUGGCAGGUGUUCUUCUCCAACAAGAAGAGAGCCCUGCGUGUGUGACAACAUUGGGCUAGACCCAUCACUCCAACCGUUGGUAGGCCCACACUCCACCACUAGACGCAUUGCACUAAUGAAGGGACGCAGGAGCUUAAUAUCACUGUUACAGUAUAUCAAAUUGUGUUUUUUACAAAGGAAAAAUUGUGUGUGUAUAUAUAGGAAAGGGAAGUGAAAAUAAGUAACAUUUUGCGCCAUUGGUAGGUGCUUGGAAUGUUACUACAUUUACUUCAAGAGAUACCCAUGCUUGCUCAUGAACAGAAACUAUCAAGGAUUUGAAAUCACUCCAAAAAUUAGAUACCAAUGUUGAACAAUCUUUUAGGGUUGUGGCUCAGGGAAGGAUUGGAAUGUGAUAAAACUAGUUGUAAGAUACUAUCAAGAUUGACACAGAGGAGCA